This is a messenger RNA of Panicum virgatum (switchgrass), 1561 nucleotides long. RefSeq names its product probable carboxylesterase 15. Bases 234 to 1268 code for a protein of 344 amino acids. The transcript has a single exon. NCBI's taxonomy places the organism in Eukaryota, Viridiplantae, Streptophyta, Magnoliopsida, Poales, Poaceae. The record is from RefSeq and is a predicted model, not a curated record. Gene Ontology annotation, molecular function: hydrolase activity.
GGACAAACAUUGUGAACAGAGAUGGUAUCAUAAUGAUUCAUUGAUCAAACCAUCGACACGAUACAAACAAGUUGAUUCCGGAGAGAAAAUGAACUGAUUUGCUAGGUACUUGUCACUGCCACUAUAAUUUGAGACCGCCUGCAGGCUGCAGCGAGGCCAGUCGAAGCAAUCCACUGCGCCAUACGGUAGCCGGCUAGCCACCAACAAAAUUUGUCCCCUGUCGGUAUUCCACCAUGUCAACCACCUCGCCGGCGUCCGGUGUCUCCGCCUCGGAAAUGCCGCCGCCGCGCGUCGUGGAGGACUUGCUCGGCCUCGUCCAGCUCCUCAGCGACGGCACCGUCAAGCGCGCCCAGGCGCGGCUCGUCCUCCCCGACGACGAGCCCGUGCCCUCGGCCGACGCGCCACCACCGGUCCGAUGGAAGGACGUCGUCUACGACGAGACAUACAACCUCAGCCUCCGCGUGUUCGUGCCGCCCGCCGGCGCCGAGAAGCUCCCCGUGCUCGUCUACUUCCACGGCGGCGGCUUCUGCGUCGGCAGCUUCGCCAUGCCCGAGUUCCACGCCGCGUGCCUCCGCCUCGCCGCCGAGCUGCCCGCCGUCGUGCUCUCCGCCGACUACCGCCUCGCCCCGGAGCACCGCCUCCCCGCUGCGCUGGACGACGCCGAGAGCCUCUUCUCCUGGCUGCGCGCCCAGGCCGCGGCGACCGGCGACCCGUGGCUCGCCGAGUCGGCGGACUUCGGCCGCGUGUUCGUGUCCGGCGACUCGGCCGGCGCCAGCAUCGCGCACCACGUGGCCGUGCGCGUCGGGUCGGGGAGCCUCGCCACCGGCGCGGUGCGCGUCGCCGGGUGCGCCCUGCUCUACCCGUACUUCGGCGGCGAGCGGAGGACGACGUCGGAGGCGGCCUGCCCGGCCGACAAAAUCCUGACGCUGCCCGUGUCCGACCAGAUGUGGCGCCUCGCGCUGCCGGCGGGGGCGAGCAGGGACCACCCGCUGGCAAACCCGUUCGGGCCGAACAGCCCCGCGCUGGACUCCGUCGCCCUCCCGCCGGUGCUCGUCGCGGCCGGCGACCGCGACAUGCUGGUCGACCGGAUCAGGGAGUACGCGGCGCGGCUGAACGCCACGGGGAACAAGCGCGCCGAGCUCGCCGUGUUCCCGGGGCAGGGCCACGGGUUCUUCACCUUGGAGCCCGACGGCGAAGCCGCCGGCGAACUGCUCCGCGUCGUGCUGCGGCGGUUUGUACACGGCGGCACGGCGGCGCCCGCCAGUUGACCGAGCUCACGGCCGCCAUGGGGACCACUCUGGAGUCUGGACGCGUCCCGUGAGGUAGGCCGUGACGCGUAAGGUUCUUGUCGCUUUCAUGCGUCGCCUGAUUGCUUCACUGCAUUGUCUUUGUCUGGAAUUGAACACGAAAUAAAGCUACUGUGGUACCUGUAGGCUUGGUUGAUAAAAUUUCUGCUGUUACUGUUCAAGUUUGGUUGCUUUUGUUUGGUUUGGAUGAAUUUUCCGCCAAUCCGCCUAGAUUUUGAUAUUCGCCAGAAAUGAGUUUUUUACCUUAUGUUUUC